Messenger RNA from Emys orbicularis (European pond turtle), 1407 nucleotides. RefSeq names its product calcitonin receptor like receptor (gene CALCRL). The transcript is spliced from 12 exons. Gene Ontology annotation, molecular function: calcitonin receptor activity; adrenomedullin receptor activity; calcitonin gene-related peptide receptor activity. Gene Ontology annotation, biological process: adenylate cyclase-activating G protein-coupled receptor signaling pathway; cell surface receptor signaling pathway; angiogenesis. The record is from RefSeq and is a predicted model, not a curated record. Bases 1 to 1407 code for a protein of 468 amino acids. NCBI's taxonomy places the organism in Eukaryota, Metazoa, Chordata, Testudines, Emydidae. Gene Ontology annotation, cellular component: plasma membrane.
AUGAUGGAGACAAAUUGGAUCAUUCAAUCGCUGCUCCUCUUGUCAGUUACCAUGUUUUUUGCCAUUGCUAUACCAAAUGAGCAGAAUCAGAAUGUGACAGAAGACUCCAUUCAGUUGAGUGUGACUAGGAAUAAAAUUAUGACAGCACAGUAUGAAUGCUAUCAGAAAAUUACACAAGAUCCUAUUCGUAGUAAAGAAGGUCCUUACUGUAACAGAACAUGGGAUGGUUGGUUGUGUUGGAAUGAUGUUGCAGCAGGAACCGUAUCAAUACAACGCUGUCCUGACUACUUUCAGGACUUUAAUCCAUCAGAAAAAGUUACAAAGAUUUGUGACCAAAAUGGAAACUGGUUUAGACAUCCCGAAAGCAACAGAACAUGGACAAACUACACCCAGUGUAAUCUCCGUACACAUGAAAAAGUAAAGACAGCCCUGAAUCUGUAUUAUCUGGCCAUCAUCGGGCAUGGUCUUUCAAUUGCAUCACUUUUGAUUUCCCUUGGCAUAUUCUUUUAUUUUAAGAGCUUGAGUUGCCAAAGGAUCACCCUACAUAAAAAUCUGUUUUUCUCUUUUGUUUGCAACUCCAUCGUUACAAUAAUUUGGCUGGCGGCAGUUGCCAACAACCAGCAGUUAGUUGCAACUAAUCCACUUAGUUGCAAAGUAUAUCAGUUCAUUUACUUGUAUUUAAUCGGUUGCCAUUACUUCUGGAUGCUCUGUGAAGGCAUUUAUCUGCAUACUCUCAUUGUGGUGGCUGUCUUUGCAGAGAAACAACACUUGAUGUGGUAUUAUCUUCUCGGCUGGGGAUUCCCAUUGAUCCCUGCCUGCAUACACGCUGUAGCAAGAAGUAUGUAUUUCAAUGACAACUGCUGGAUCAGUUCUGAAACUCACCUGCUGUACAUUAUCCAUGGGCCUAUUUGUGCUGCUUUAGUGGUGAAUCUUUUUUUCCUGUUGAAUAUUGUUCGAGUUCUGAUAACCAAGCUCAAAGUCACACACCAGGCAGAAUCCAAUCUGUACAUGAAAGCUGUGAGAGCUACACUCAUUCUAGUGCCACUUCUUGGCAUUGAAUUUGUGCUGAUUCCAUGGCGACCAGAAGGCCGUAUUGCUGAAGAAGUAUAUGACUACGUGAUGCAUAUCCUUAUGCAUUAUCAAGGUCUGUUGGUGGCUACAAUUUUCUGCUUUUUUAAUGGAGAGGUCCAAGCUGUUUUGAGAAGGCACUGGAAUCAGUACAGAAUCCAAUUUGACCACAGCUUCACUCACUCAGAUACUAUGCGCACAGCUUCCUACACGGUAUCAUCCAUCAGUGAUGUUCAGGGCUACAGCUUCAAUCACGAUUUCACGAAUGAACAUUUAAAUGGGAAAAGCUACCAUGACAUGGAGAAUAUUGUUUUAAAAGCUGAAAAGCUGUAUGGUUGA